GGAAGAGAAAGUGGACGAGCCAACAUGGCAAAAGAUGGAGGAGUUUAGGCGUAUGAGUUUGGAUGAAUUAUCGCCAGAAGAAAGCUCAGAAAUAGAAGAAGAGGAUUACUUAAAGACACAUUUUGGUGACAAAAGGGUUUUUAAAUCAGAAUGGACUCGUAAUGUAUCAAAGCCCAAUACUUUUAGAGCGAAUGAAGCGCACGGUUCUAAGCCAACUCGCCGAGCCUUACAUCAGAAGAACCGACCCGUUGCUACCCCUUUUCUGUUGAGCACAGAUGCUAGUCAAAUAGUUGAUGAUGAUGAUGAUGAAGACGAUGAUGAUGACGGUAACGAUGUAUUUAACGAUGGCGGGGACAAAGAAAACUCACCUUUUAAUAGUCAUUGGUCUUCAGUAGAUAGAGAAAGUAGAUUUAGCCAUCCCAUUAAUAGAAAGGAGUCGUCCAUUGUUGACGAUUUACUGUGUGAAAUAUAUGAUCGCUGUCAGCCGUCUAGGCCUAAAUAUAGUGUUGAUAGCGAUGGCUACACAGAAUAUUCAAGUACUUCUGAAGGUGCAUAUCACAGUAGCAGAGGAGAUGGAUUUAAUAGCACUACACCUAGGCUAAGCCGAGCUGCUCUAGCUAAUAAAGAUGUAGACGAGCUUCGUGAAAUGCUGCAGCAUCUAAAAAACCGAGUUGGUGUCAUGUCAGGUCGAUUAAUAAAGGAGCUUAAAAGAAGAGAUAAGAACCUGGCAAAGUUAACAAAGAAUCAAGAUGUGAUAACAGCCAUACUUCAAGCAGUCUCACAAAAACGAAGGGUUGAUACACGGAUACGCUUCAGUAUACGGCCAAGGUCUGGCAAGAGAGCUUUCAGACAGUGGUAUGAUGCUUUAAGGGCAGUGUCUCGUCUUCCCAAUGGUAUCCCUCAAAACAUCCGAAAAGAAGUAUGGUUAAGCCUCGCUGAUCGACACAUCAGGCAUUUAAAAAUUGAUUGGAAAAAGACGGUACGAUUUGCGUUCAACGACCGAAGUAACCCAGAUGAUGAUGCACUAGGUAUUCAGAUUGUGAAGGACCUUCACAGGACAGGGUGUAGUGGAUUUUGUGGACAAGGAGCCGAGGAAGAUCGAGUUGUUUUGAAGCGUGUGUUGUUAGCAUAUGCACGUUGGAAUAAAUCAGUCGGUUACUGUCAGGGCUUCAACGUAAUUGCUGCUCUUAUAUUGGGAGUUGUUGAUCGAGUUGAAGAUGAUGCGCUUAAGGUUAUGAUAUUUCUGAUAGAUCAUGUAUUACCUGAUAGUUAUUUUGCAAACAACUUGAGGGCGCUGUCUGUUGACAUGGCUGUUUUCCGUGAAUUGCUUCGCUUCAAACUACCAGAACUUUCCCGUCAUCUGGAUCAGCUACAGAAAGCUGAUCAUGACCCCGCAACUGGCUGCUAUGAACCACCUUUGACUAAUGUGUUCACGAUGCAGUGGUUUCUGACGCUAUUUGCCACAUGCUUGCCCCAGUCUCUUGUGCUGCGUAUCUGGGACUGUAUCUUCCUCGAAGGCUCCGAAGUUCUUCUACGGGUUGCCCUCGCCAUCUGGGCAAAGUUGGGACCGCAAAUUGAGGAGAAUAACACAGCAGAUGAAUUUUACACAACAAUGGGGAUGAUGUCACAGAAGAUGUUACAUGAUAGUUACAUGAACGCUGAUGACCUCAUCCAGACGAUUUACUCCAUUGCUCCAUUUCCGUUCCCCCACCUGAGUGAGAUACGCGAGAAGUACAUGUUCAGCAUCACUCCAUUCUCACCUGAGGGCUCACUUGCCAAAACAUCUGAAGAUGAAAAGGACAGGGGGAAACCAACAUCUCAUAGUGAUGAGGAGGCAGAAAAAGAUGAUGAAGACUUGGCCAACAUCACCUGUUUCACCAGUAUAUUCCCAGUACCUAUUGUACCCCCUAAGUCAAAGAUUGAUCAAGGUGAGAGUGCAAACCUGCCUGCAGCUGAUAGUAAUGACAUCACUCAAGCCAGUCCCGGUGCUUUCGGCUCCAACAAUGAAAUCCAAUCCAGUCAGCUUUCAACGGCUAUGUUGGAGAGAAUGACGAUGGAUAUACACGCUCUUAAAAGGCAAUACAGUCGUAUACAGAGACGACAGCAGCAAGCACAUGUGAUAUACGGCCCAGGCUCCAGACCUGCCCAGCAACGAGCUGACACAACGGAAGAACGCCACGUUACUGUGGUUGAAAAGUCUGACGGUAAAACCGGUGGAUCUAAGACCAUGCUCACAGCCAAGAUUGAAUCACCAGCCGCAAUGAACCAUCUAUUCGUUGACAAUGAGGGACUGGGAUUGAAGAAUAUGAAAGUCACCGUUGGGCCACAUAUUUCUCCUGCUUUGACCUUGGAUGACGAUAUUGAUAGUCCCCAUUCCUCAAGGAAGAUUUCUGCAUUUAAGGGUCUGGACCGAAGACUAGCCAGAGGCAGAAGUAACCUGUCACAGCAUUCCUUAACCUCGCAUAAAGAUUUUGGGAGUGGCAGCACCUUGACGUCAAUGAACGAUGAUGAUAAGCUCUCUGUAACCACAUCAGGGUCAUCAAUGGAUUGCAAUAGAUCAUUGAACUCUGAUGUCAGCACAGAGACAAUGAUGGCAGAAGCUGAAGAGAUAGAAGGAGAGGUUCUUGAAAGUAGUGCUGAGGAGACUGGUGAUCAUGUCACAGAAUGGCUAAUUGAUUUUGGUGUCGAAGACAGAGGAAAAGAAAACAGCGACAAGAGUGAGAAUCACGGUGAGGAAAAUGGUAACAAAGAUCAGGAAGAUGAUAAAGAUGAAGACAAACAGCUGGAGGAGAAGGUGAAGAAGAAAGAGAAAAACACCUACGAUAAAGAAGAUAAUGAUGGUGCCAAUGAUGUGGUAACAUCAGGUGAGCUUGAUGAAUCUAGAGCAACUGAAAAUGGAGAAAACAUAUCAGAAAAAACAAACAUUAAAAAAGACCAGGCUACUGGAAAAAGUGAGCCUGAUAUUGAACCGAUACCCAGCAAGUGUAAUUUAAGUAUUGUUAGUGGGAAAGAUGUCAGUAACGGAACACAGGAGCAAAGUGAAACAAACACAUGUUUAACAAAAAGGAAUGAAAACUCAAAUGAUAGUUUAGAUAGUAAUCAUAAUAUGAAUAACUGUUCAAUUAAUCAGGAUCAUACCCAUCAUCAAGGACCAGUAUCAAGCCAUCCAUUUGAAACCAAGGUCACAAGCAAACCGCCAUUAUCACGAACGAGCAGUUUAGAACGUCCCAGCCCCCCGAUUACUCCAGAUGCAAGCAACGUCGCAUUCAAUGUAUCAACCAUGGGAUUCCAACCACAACUAGUUGACACGCCGCAAGCAUCGAAACCGCACCGUAUACGCCCACGAAGCUCAUCCAACUGCUCGCAGAGAAGCAACAGCAGCAGUCACAGCGGAGAUAGUUUAGAUGGAGAUGCACAGGUGCAAAAAUCUCCUGAGUUUUAUCCCUUUCCGACAAGGAAAACGAAACAUGUGGUGCAAAGAACUAAAAACGGUUUGAAGGUUGGAUUAUAUCUUCCCGUGCAUGACAACAACGAACCAAAAAAAUCGCAAGUGAGUAAGUGCUUAUCGAGGGAGCUUAAUGCACACUUGAGGCAUAUAGUUGGAUCAAAGAGUUAGAACAUUCAUCAAAGCAAUAAAAAUACAGUAGUAGUCUUGCCUCAUCGACGAACACUAUUCGCACAGUCAACAGAAGGCUGUCAGAACUGAGAACCAAAAGCUUAUUACUGUAAUAUUCUAAAGGCCAAUGCAGACAGCGUCGUACGACGUAACCCAACGUGAUUUAUUGUUGCGUCGGGUCUGUGCGAUUUAAACACAUGCGAUGGUUUUCGUUGGGGACAGGUGUGGCGUAGAAUUUUAAACAUGUUAAUAUUUCUCACGACACUUAAGGUACGCGUCGGGCUGCGUCAUACGACCCUGUCCAAGGUGGCCUUAACAAUCUUUUAUGUAUUGUGCUAUGAUGUGUCUUAUUUAUAUAACUGGAAUGGUUCGUAUGUAUCCAUUAAUUUAAAAUUUUGAACUUUAUUCAGGUAAAAGAAUUAUUGUAUGUGUAUUUAGAUGGUUUAUGUUCAAAUAUACUGAAGAAAAUUAAAAUUGAGAAGAGAGAAUGUUUUACCUUUAAGCUGCCAUUUUGUGGACCUUAGCAACAAUAUUCGAGGAUGGGGCUUAUCUGAAAGAUCCAUUGGUUUAAAAUGUACUUAAAGUACAAUUUGCUUUAAGUUUUUGCUUAAUAGUUAUGUAGAAGAAAAUUAAAGUUAUGUAAUUCAUGGAACAAAUUAAUUUAAUUCUUUGAUUUUUAUAUGAAAAGAUUCUAAAUGAAAUAUUUUAUUGUUUAAUACAAGCCAGAAAGUGUCUAAAUUCUACAAUUAUAUAUUCUAAAGAAAUUAUUUUUAAAAUAUUUUCCAAUUCAAUUCAAAUUUAUGGGAAAAAUAUUAAUUUUGACUUUCAGGAAUUGUGAAAUAUUUAGGCAUACUUUAUAGUAGCUGUGCUGACAACAUUGUGUAAAAAUUCGUUUUUAAUUUAAACGUUCAAUAAUCUGUUUAAUAAAUAAAAGGGAUUAGUUAAAUAUAACUUAUAUUAAUAAAUAGCUUGAUUGUAAGUACACAAAUUAAAUUAUUAAACUAAUCAAAAAUAAUUUAAUUCAUAAACUAAUUAAUUGAUA
Messenger RNA from Anneissia japonica, 4658 nucleotides. RefSeq lists its product as uncharacterized. The record is from RefSeq and is a predicted model, not a curated record. Lineage: Eukaryota; Metazoa; Echinodermata; Crinoidea; Comatulida; Comatulidae. Gene Ontology annotation, cellular component: endoplasmic reticulum. The transcript has 13 exons. Bases 35 to 3616 code for a protein of 1193 amino acids.